Solanum tuberosum (potato) is the source of this 1213-nucleotide messenger RNA. Its product is annotated as phospholipase A(1) DAD1, chloroplastic-like. The record is from RefSeq and is a predicted model, not a curated record. The transcript has a single exon. Lineage: Eukaryota; Viridiplantae; Streptophyta; Magnoliopsida; Solanales; Solanaceae. Bases 116 to 1213 code for a protein of 365 amino acids. Gene Ontology annotation, biological process: lipid metabolic process. Gene Ontology annotation, molecular function: glycerophospholipase activity.
UACUCUAAAUUUGAGUACUACUACUCAUCGGAUCAUCAAAAUUAGUAACUCCUGCCACCCCGAUUCGAGUCAUUGCCUUGUUUUUAACGAUAAAGACAAACUCGGAGAGAAGUGGAUGGAGUUUCAAGGAAUCAAGAAUUGGGACGGUUUGCUUGAUCCACUAGACGAGGAUCUUCGCGGGGAGAUCUUAAGGUAUGGAGAGUUUGUAGAAGCAGCCUAUGGCUGCUUUGACUUUGACACGUCAUCAGCCACGUAUGCAACUUGUCGGUACCCGAAACGUUCGAUGCUGAUGCAGUGCGGACUAGGACGGAGCGGGUACAAGGUAGUAAAAAACUUGUAUGCCACGUGUGCUGUUCAAAUGCCACGGUGGAUAGAGAAGUUCCCCAAUUUGAAGUCGCCGCAAUCCAGCUGGAUUGGUUACGUGGCGGUAUGCGAUGACGUGGACGAAAUUACCCGGCUAGGUCGCCGUGACAUUGUGAUUGCUUAUAGAGGUACUGCCACUUGUUCGGAGUGGCUUGAAAAUUUACGUGCCACAUUGACUUGCUUACCAGAUGACAUGUCACCUGAUGAAAAUAGCGAACCAAUGGUACAAAGUGGACUCUUGAGCAUGUACACUACGAAAAUUGAAGGUCAUAUUCCAAGUUUACAAGAAACAAUUAGAGAAGAAAUUAUCAGCAUUCUCAAUAAUUAUAGUGAUGAAUAUUCUCUAAGUAUAACAAUUACAGGACAUAGUCUUGGAGCAGCCUUAGCUACACUUACAGCAUAUGAUAUAACAACAAAAUUUAAUAACUUGCCUAUGGUGACAGUUUUAUCAUUUGGAGGGCCUAGAGUUGGUAACAAGAGCUUUAGGUAUCAAUUGGAAAAAAAUGGUACAAAGGUACUAAGAAUAGUCAACUCUGAUGAUCCCAUAACAAAAGUUCCGGGAUUCGUGAUUGACGAUGAUGACAUGGCACAUCGAGGUGAUGCCACGGUGGCAAGAGUGCCAAGCUGGCUUGAAAAGUACAUGGAAGAUACUCAGUGGGUGUAUGCUGAGGUGGGGAAGGAACUUAAGUUGAGUAGCAAAGAUUCAAUUAGGAAAGGAAAUGUAGCAAAGUGUCAUGAUUUGAAGACAUAUUUGUAUUUGGUGAAUAAUUUUGUUAGCUCAUCGACGUGUCCCCUAAGGGCCACAGUAAGAAACUACUCCUUCCGUCUCAAUUUACAUUACACCGUUUAA